Molecule: messenger RNA, 645 nt
Organism: Menidia menidia (Atlantic silverside)
Lineage: Eukaryota; Metazoa; Chordata; Actinopteri; Atheriniformes; Atherinopsidae
Source: the annotation of a GenBank genome assembly
AUGGCAGAUGAUGCAGUCGUUGUGGAGGAAGGGAUCAACCCUGCUCAGAGCCCCUUAGUGGCCAUCAGCUUCCAGAGGGACGUCCACAGGAAGCAGAAGUACCUGGAGGCCGAGCCCAAAGCUCUCGGGAUAACCCAGAUCGGCCUGAGUGCGUACGGCAUCAUCUGCAUCGGGAUGUUUCAGGCCAAAGGGCUGAGUAGCCUGAGCACUGACAUACCCUUCUUCAUUUCAUCUCUGCUGGUGAUAAUAGCUGGGAACGUGGCCGUAGCAGCGCAGAACCUUCAUCUGCCCACGUUGAGGGCCUGUUUGGGGAUGCAGAUUGUGUCAUGUGGGGCCUCCAUCUUCAACAUAAUCUGCACAUUGAUUAAAAUGGAGGACAUGCCCUAUUACUGCUGGCAAUAUUACUACAAUGAAAACAACGCACAAAAUUAUGGUGAAAUCUGCCAUCAAAUUGAGAACUUCCAGUCCCACUUUUUUGCUGGUGGCGUGGUCAUCCAGGUGACUCUGCUGGCCAUCUCGGCCACUCUGGCUGCCUACAGUUGCAAAGUGGUCAACUGCUGUGGACCAGCUCCCAAAAUUCCAGUGAUCGCUGUCCAAACCCCCCCGGUGAGGGGGGAGGAGGUCCAGAGGAACACACAAGAAUGA